UACCCUGUGAAUUUUUCAACAUAAUUUUAUUUUAUUUGUAUGGAAAUAUUUUUUCAUUGAACUUAAUAUUCUUCCAUGCACAAUGAAUCUUACGGAAUUGGACUACUACAACAUUUUAAAUGUUGCGCGCAAUGCCACAAAGGAGGAAAUACUUAUAAGUUAUCGAAAAUUAGCAGCGAAGUUAUGUCCCCAGAGAGAUGUUCGGCAUGAAAGGGAUUUUGGCCUAAUCACCAAUGAGGAUCAAACGACUCACAUGUCACCAUUACCAUUAACACGCCAAUGGGAAUACAUUAACAUGGCUUGUGAUAUAUUGGGCAACGAUUUGCGCCGCUCCAUUUACGAUCGUUUUGGAGAAUCCGGUCUAUUGCAAGGGAUCCUGCUACCCAAUGGCUAUUUUCCACCUUAUCAAUAUCAUGACGAUCAUAUGCGAGUGUAUUGUGAUGUGUUUGCUUCGUAUUCGCCAUAUGCCAAUGUCAUCGAUUCGAUAAUGGGCAAAUCUCCUCCCCUUUAUAACAAUCAAACCUACGGCAUUGGAGUGAAAACCAAAGAUCCCCCUGUCAUCAAACAAAUCGAUUUAGAACUGGAAGAUGUUUACCAUGGCUGCAUGAAAUUAAUGCAUGUAUGGCGGCAAGAGUUUGUUGGCUGCAGUGAUGUGUGCACAGAGAAGCGAAAAAAGAUUCUUAAACUUCAAAUACCGCCUGGCGUAAGGGCUGGUACACAAUACUGUUUCAGUGAAGAGGGCGAUAGAAAUGCCACGAAAAUUCCUUCAGAUAUUAUUUUCAUAGUUCAGGAUAAACCUCAUAAGAUAUUUAAGCGUAUUGCUGAAACUGAUGACUUGUUGUACAUUCAUGAGGUGACCCUAUGUCAAGCGCUGACGGGAUUUCACUUCACCCUAAACACUUUGGAUGGACGCCAAUUGAAGGUGUACAUAACGGAUGUGGUGCACCCAGGGUUUACUAAACGCAUAAACGGAGAGGGAUUGCCACGCUGUAAUAAAGAGAUGGUGGAUGAUUCCUCGGUGCCUCUUAAGAGUUCAAGCGAAGAUUUUGGGGAUCUUGUUAUACGAUUUCAAAUCGUUUUCCCUCAAUACCUGAGCAAGGAUAUGAAACGUUUGACUCGCAAAUAUUUUGCUGAUCUUAGUGCAAUAGAACAGCAAGAAGCUGAUAAAAAUUCCGGAUGCCAUUAAUUUUGGGCUAUGAAUAACCAAUGUUUCUCUAGACUAAUUGGCAUAAAAAAAAUAUUCAAAAUUUUAAUCAAAUAAAUUUCGGCCUACUGGAUUAGAUUAUUUUUAUACCCUCCACCAAAGGAUGGGGGUACACUAA
Molecule: messenger RNA, 1322 nt
Organism: Stomoxys calcitrans (stable fly)
Lineage: Eukaryota; Metazoa; Arthropoda; Insecta; Diptera; Muscidae
Product: dnaJ homolog subfamily B member 13
Exons: 3
Coding region: 83-1186 (367 amino acids)
Cellular component (GO): cytosol
Molecular function (GO): protein-folding chaperone binding
Source: RefSeq, a predicted model, not a curated record